AUGGGCAGCAUAGCAACAGAAGAGAACAGCGAGCGCGCUCCGAUCCAGGUGUUAGAGGCGCUAAAAUUGGGCAGCGUCACCGUAGAAGAAAGUAACCCCGAGAACGAGGCCAAGGAGGCACCUUCUUUCAAGUGGCACUUCCCCAAGAUCAAGACAAGAGGCGAACCGAAUGACCCAGCUGCCGUUGACGCAGGGAAGGCGAUACUGAAAAUCCAGAAUCUUGUUCUCAACGGCUUUCUGUCCCAGGAGUCCACCGUUGCUAACUUCCGCGGCGUGCAGUAUGCCACGAUACCUGCACGCUGGUAUGAGGCAGUGCCCAUUGAUCCGACGAAGGAAGUCGGGAUCGUUGAUGCCACUCAGUGGGGUCCCAGAUGUCCCCAGCCAAUGGACAUACUGCACGAGGCGACGUCGCACUUGUACCCUCGGAUGGCAACUCUGGAUCAGCAGUCUGAGUUCGAGUGCUUGAGCCUCAAUAUUUGUGUUCCGCAUGAGCAGCUUAGGAGCAAAAGAGGUCGAGGACUGCCGGUCCUUGUCUGGAUUCACGGCGGAUCAUUCUUGUUUGGUGAUGGUGGUUGCGAGUCUGGUGAAGAUCUGCCCUUCAAGUUGUUAGACCAUGCCGCAGCGUACUGA
Exophiala bonariae is the source of this 630-nucleotide messenger RNA. RefSeq lists its product as uncharacterized. Bases 1 to 630 code for a protein of 209 amino acids. The transcript has a single exon. Lineage: Eukaryota; Fungi; Ascomycota; Eurotiomycetes; Chaetothyriales; Herpotrichiellaceae. The record is from RefSeq and is a predicted model, not a curated record.